Messenger RNA from Hyla sarda, 727 nucleotides. RefSeq names its product neuropeptide B (gene NPB). The transcript has 2 exons. The record is from RefSeq and is a predicted model, not a curated record. NCBI's taxonomy places the organism in Eukaryota, Metazoa, Chordata, Amphibia, Anura, Hylidae. Gene Ontology annotation, biological process: feeding behavior; G protein-coupled receptor signaling pathway. Bases 7 to 591 code for a protein of 194 amino acids. Gene Ontology annotation, molecular function: G protein-coupled receptor binding.
CUUAAUAUGAGGAUAAUGAAGUCCCUCCACCCCCCCAAGUCAUCUCCCACUCCGCCACCCCCUCCUGCUCUGAGCUGGCAUGCAUACCCCCUCUCCUCUAUAAAAGUCUGCCAAGCGUUCCUCCUGUUAGAACUCUUCCUCACGACAGCCCCCGACCAGCUCCUCGUCCUCCUCCUCAUCAUGCUGUCUCUUCGCUCUCGCUCUUCCCUGCGACUCACCUUGGUGUGCAGUGCCCUAGCCCUGCUGCUCUCCUGCCAACGCACCAACGCCUGGUACAAGCAGUCCACCGGCCCCAGCUAUUACUCGGUGGGGAGAGCGUCGGGGCUGCUUUCUGGCAUCCGAAGAUCUCCAGACAUACGACGUUCAGAGCCCGAAAAUGCAGGGGACAGCGCGGAGAACAUGGAAGACAACUUCUUGAACAACUUCGGCAGCCAACGGCAAGGGGCGCUACUCAAAAGUAUGGCUCUGUGCGUAAAAGACGUAUCCCCGAACCUCCACAGCUGCGAGCUGCUGCCAGACACCUCCAGCACCUUCCAGUGCAAAGCUCAGAUUUACCUUUCACUGGACAGCUCCGACUGUCUCAAUCCCUGACCCUAGAGACUUGCCAUGCACCCCUUUCCUUAAUUCUGCAGGACCCCUGACCCUUUAGAUUGGGGGCCAGACCUUUGUGUAGAUUUGUACCUGAUUAAAUGGUUCAAUAAAUAAACUCUGUAAAUGGAUGACUCGC